AUGAUUACCAACGGUCAAGCUGAAAAAGUGCCUGUUACCAAACGAGAAUCACAGAAAGCAACACUAAUGAAACUAGUCAAUAAACGGGUGAACACUCUUUGGCAGGAAGUUGAAAGCGAAGAAAAAGGUGAGAAAGAUCAACGUGCACAAGGUCAAGAUGCCAGUAAUAGUCCUGAUCUUAACCUUUUGUCUCGAACUGAUGUGUGUAGCUUAUACUGGGAUUAUUCUAAAGAUUUCUAUGAAGUCUAUCAUAUGGGCAAGAAAAUUGAUGGUGCACGUCCAUUAUAUGGGCAAGAAAGUUCAAGGCGCACGUCCAUCUUCAUUCCAACUGAUUGA
Messenger RNA from Rotaria sp. Silwood2, 336 nucleotides. The record is from the annotation of a GenBank genome assembly. Lineage: Eukaryota; Metazoa; Rotifera; Eurotatoria; Philodinida; Philodinidae.